GCAUAAAUCAAUAGAAAUCCUCCCUCCUUUCUCCCCCUCUGACUGGUCGGUGGCUGUGUCACUCAGGGGGAGGGGUGCAGCGGUAAUUUCUACGUGCCUGUAUGUCAAUUUAAGACUCAGAUUGCGCGUCUAUGUGUGGCUGACAGUAGCGCAGGACCCAGACGGACUUCCGUAGCCUCGGUGUUGGAUUUCUUAGGCGACCUGCUGGAAGGAGAGGAGACUGGCCACGGCACUUUCUAGUGGACUUGACAACUUUGAAGGUAGCUCGCGUCUGGUGGCGUAAACCGCUGCGGGAAGUCUUCCCCCCCGAAAAGGGUUUUUUUUUCGGAAACAUGCUCGCCAAAUGCUCCGUCGCGUUCCUCAACGUCCUCUUUUUGGUGCGAGCGCUCGCGGCACACGAGUGCACGCCGUGCGACGCGCGGACUUGUCCGGUCCCGUCCCCGGUCAGCUGCGAGGGCGGCCGGACGCUGGCCAGGAGCCCGUGCGGAUGCUGCGACCAGUGCGCCCGCCUGGAGUGGGAGCCCUGCGGCGGCCAGGACUGGACGCACGGCUACUGCGCCCUGGGGCUGACAUGCGCCUCCCUCAACAGGACCGGGGCUGCCGUGGUCCCUGAAAUUGGAGUCUGUAAAUCUCUUCCUGACCAUCCAGAUGCAGGGCUUGAGGAUGAGCGUUGUCCUCUGAUGACGGGCUGCGACAGAGCAGGAGAUCAAUGUGUGUGCGACGCUCGCCACACCUGCCUAGGCUAUUUCACCUAUCCCGACCAAGACACCUGCAUGAAAGCCAGUAAGUCAGAUGCUCGGAGGCACGAGCACCGGGAAAGGCACAGGGAGAAGUAUGUGGGCCCGUCUAACCCGGAGUGCAUGUUCUCCGGGUGUAACCUGACUGCCGAUGGCUGCGUGUGCGAGUCCCAGAGCUGCCACCACCACUUCGCCUACAUCAACCGCAGCCAGUGCCAGGAAGCAGCAGAGACGCUGAGAUGUGCUGGGGUCACGUGCCCCGCUCUGCAUGUGCCCUCCUGCCCAACGGGCUCGGUUCUCACCAAGAGUUUUACACCUCCUACUGGCUGCUGCCCCUCCAUACCGCCCCAGUGCACUUGCGACCUGCAAGCCUGCCACAAGCCACAGUGCCCAAGCGGUCAGCACCCCGUACCCAUUAGCGAGGCCAGCGGUCAGCCAGGGGACUGCUGUGACGUCUACGAGUGUCAAAAAGUUUCUCCAAAGUGUGUCCACAAUGGAAAAGAGUUCUCAGAGGGGGAGGUGUACCGCAUGGACCCUUGCUGGCUGUGUCAGUGUCGAGGAGGAAUCUCCUUCUGUUCCAAGGCAGAGUGUGCUGAGCUGGGCUGUGAAAACUUCUACAUUCCUGAGGGCGAGUGCUGCCCCGUCUGCAUCGAUGUGGAGUUGUUGUCCAUGGAUAGCACUAAAGCCAGCUGUUGGGUGAGCAAUAAGCUGCGAGCCCACGAGGAGCAGUGGAAAGAGGACGACUGCACCUUCUGCCAGUGUGUGGACGGAGAACCGCACUGCACGGCCAUGGCCUGCAAGCAGAGCUGCCAAAACCCAGUGAAGAUCCCCGGAGAGUGCUGUCCCUUCUGCGAAGAGCCUUCUUAUGAAACGGUUAGCCCCAUGCUGUGCCCUCCCCUGGAAAACUGCUCUCUGUCUGGGACUGACUGCCCCUAUGGCUUCCAUCAAGACAAAAACGGGUGUCUGCUCUGCCAAUGUCUCAACAAUGACUCCUGUCCAGACCUGGUAAAAUACUGUUCCUUGCAAUGCCCGAUGGGAUACGAGAAGGAUGAUUUUGGCUGCGAGGUGUGCGAGUGCAGUAUCCCCACGCCCAAGUGCCGACCUCUGACCUGCGCAAAGACCUGCCCUUAUGGAUAUGUGAGAAACAAGCAUGGCUGUGAGAUGUGUCGCUGCGUCAGGUGUCCUCCCUUCACCUGCGACAAGCACUGCAUCAGCGGCUACCGUCAGAACAGGAAGGGCUGCUCCAUCUGCAUGUGCAAAGAAAGUCUCCCAAGCACCACCGACCCAGCCCAAGCCCCCAGCUACUGCCUAACCUCCAAUGGGCAGCGUUAUGAGGAGGGUGAAAGCUGGCACGACGGCUGUCGGGACUGCUACUGCCACUCUGGUCGGGAGAUGUGUGUGCUCAUAUCCUGCCCCAUACCCAGUUGCUCUCAUCCUGUUGUCAAGCCUGAGCAGUGCUGUCCUACCUGCGAGGAUGAGUCGGGCAGCGGCCAGCCGGAGGGGAUGGACAUGGUGGUCUGCCGGGCGCCUGGCGGGGAGUUCUACGUGGAGGGGGAGACCUGGAACCUGGACGAGUGCACGCGCUGCACCUGCAGGAAGGGACGCGUCCUGUGCGAGGCCGAAGUGUGUCCCCCGGCUCUCUGCCAGACGCCAAACAAGAGCAAGGGCACCUGCUGCUACGUGUGCCCAGAGGGGACAGAGAAGCCCUCACUGCCAGAGAGAGACAGCCAGCAGCAGUUCUGCGUAACCAGCCAGGGAGACGUGCUGCUCGCCGGAGACUCGUGGAGGGCCAACGCCUGCACCAGUUGUACCUGCAACAACGGCACCAUUCAGUGUUUCUCCCAGCGCUGUCCGGCGGCCAACUGCAGGGUUCCGGUUUUGCGCAAAGGCCAGUGCUGCCCACACUGUCUGGAACUGACCACGUCGGUGCCUGUGAUGGUGUCUACCGUCGGCACCAAAGCAGUCGCCACGACAACAACAGAGGCUCCACUCUGGAUCACCACCAUCACAGUGCCACCCAUCACUGCUGUUAAAGCAGAUGAGCCAGGUUUGGGGGAGAUCUAUCCCAGCCAGACAGAGAUGGCCCUCGUUUACCAAUCUGCAGCCUGGAUCCUGGCCGGCCUCCUCCUGGCCAUCAUCAUUUUCCUCAUUGUAGCGCUACUCAUCAACAGGAAAAAGAAGUGGGUGCAGAUGUCCUGCUACAGUGCACCAAAGAAGACGGUGAUCCUGAAGAAGCACAUAAACAAGAAUUCAGUGGUCUACAUGGAGCCCUCCAAGGAGAACAAAUUUCAGAAUGUGAAGAAUGACUGCGGCAUCAUCCACUUCUCCCCAGAAAUGAGCUCCCCCUGCUCAGAAAAGCUGACCAUCCCCAGGGCAAAGCUCAGCAUGGGCAACGACUGGACGCCACGCUAAGAAAAACAAAACAAUAAAACCUGAAAAAAAAAGACUCUGCAGGUCAGAGCUGUCCUGCAUCUCUCCCUCUCUCCUGCUGUGGCCCCUGUGGUGUGUGUGUGACCCCACACUCACCUGAGGAGCUGCCCCCCCCCCCCUCCCCUUUACCUUUCUGUGACAGUUAGACUGAGGUUUCUCAACAAGAGACAAAACAAGUGGCCACUUUUUCAUCACAGGACAGAGUGGCCUACUGGGAGGCUGAUGGACAAGUGGACACUUACAGGACACGGUGACCCUGCUGUGAAAGGGAGAAAGUAACAGCCAGAGAGUCUCCUCUGUCGAAAUCAGAAUUUGACUGUGAACACUGUAUCAUUACCGUUUCUUAUUGACUCCUUUGAAACUGGAACUUUGGGGCAAUAAGAAGAUCAUAAAAAAGCUUUAGGACAGGGGCUCGGGCUAUAAAAAGGACAUCGAGGAUGCCUCACCUUUAAAGUGCAGCGGGGCUUCAUGGAUGCCGACAUCAUCAUCGUCAGUAGGGAGGUCAAAAGAACCAUAAAAAUCCAUCACCCUGGGCAAAAACGUGUGAAGCCAGCAGGUUUUUAUGAACCCUCCCAGAUCUGAACCCCUGCUUUAGAAUUUGUGGUUUCUUAGUUUCGUAUAUUUCUACAGUAUUUAUACUAGAUGUCGUGUUGUAUUUGGCCAUGUCUUGUUUUUAUCAUGGCAGUCUUUGUAGGGCCAUGCUGAAAGAUUUUUUUGAAAUGCCAGUCUAAACAUUCCCCUGCCCCCUCCUGUAUGGGAAGGACAAGCUUCCCAAAAAUAGUUGUGCACCUUCAAACGGCCGGACUCAUUCCAUUCAGAAAACUCUCAGUCAAUGGCACUUCCAUUAAAAGAAAUGUGAGAAUUUGCUCUCUAAACUGUAAAUAACAGUCAUCAAUUUCACCCAUAAUGGAAUUUUUGUUUCUUCCAAACCAGCCAGAGAGACAAAACUCAUCUCACAUAUAGCUAAAGAGGGAUGAUGUGCAUUCAGGUGGUGUCAUUUAAUGAACAGUAGGUGUACAGCUAAAAGUCCAGGUGUUUUCUCUGGAUCUUUGUGGAAUGUCUUUGAUAUCAUGCCUGACUUCAUACAAAGCUGUGUGUGGGGGGAUGCACUCCACACACACACACAUACCCAUCAGCAAUGUUUUUAAUGAUUCUUUGGAAAGCCUUAAUUCUUAAGCCUUAAUACAUUUCAAUUGUGGACAUCUUGUUUUUCUGAUUGUACCAUAUCAAGAAAAAAAAAAGUAAUUCACACUCCUGUAACUCAGAGUUAAGGGCAUCAUCAGCUCCUCAUAAACAUGAAUAAUGUGAUGGAGCAUGUGUAGAUAGUGGUACACAUUACAACACCACAGCAUGUUUAAGAGAGUUAAACAGCACUUUUCCUUGGAGCCAGUGUUUGAAAAAGCACCCUACUGGAUUCCUGGAGGGAUAAAGUCCCUAAUCAGGGAUUUGAUAGGCAUGUGCACAGAGAUGUUAAAGCACUCGAGCGGACACGCUGUUGCAGCUAGAGGCUCCGGACCAGUCUGAUCUGUGCAAGGAAGGAAAGAAUCUGAGAAGCAUGGCAAACUAUCUUUAAAUCCUGUUUUCGGAUUCUCAGUCCACGGUUAAUAUUUCAAUACAAAGACCAUUAUGAUGCCAAAAUUGGUUAGAAACCAAUUCAUAUUGAAGUGUUUUCAGUACAUUUGUAUGUGUUUGUGUGCUUUAAAAAUGAAGAGGCAACUUUAAGAGCUUGUUCAAUUCUUUGUUCUCUUUAUGUGUUUAAAAAAGUAGUUUGAAUAAAUAGGACAGAAGAAAACCUUAUUUAUUUUUUACAUAGCUUUAUUUAUUAAUACUAAAGUUAUAGUUUUAAGUUGUUGUUUUUUUUUCUUUUUCUAAAUGGACUUUUAGUAGCCAAAGCUGCUGUACAUUGUAGACCAUUUACCAUUUCUAUCUGCUAUACUCUGGACAAACUUAUUUAUUUCACUGUUGCAAAUCUUGUAAAUACGUUUCUUAGAUUAUAAACGGUAACAUUUACACUCAUUUUGAAAAAUAAAAGUGUGAAACAAGGUGGCUCUUGCUGACGUUUGAACCUGAACUCCAUGAAGUGCUCUGGUGCCAUCUAAGAUGCCGACACUUGGUGGGUCUAAUUCACCUGCAUGUCCAUG
Messenger RNA from Menidia menidia (Atlantic silverside), 5308 nucleotides. The record is from the annotation of a GenBank genome assembly. NCBI's taxonomy places the organism in Eukaryota, Metazoa, Chordata, Actinopteri, Atheriniformes, Atherinopsidae.